AUGGCUCAACACAGCUCACUAUGGUGGCCCGAGGACCGCAUCAAAGCAACCCUCGACACAAAGUAUGUCCUCAGUCGUCUGCGACCAGAGAAUAUCCCACGUCUCUUUGAAUUACCAGACUGGGGCGAAGGAUUGACCAGUGGAACCUAUAUGGAAUGGAUCCUCACUAAAGCCGCCCGUGUAUUUAUGAUCCUCGAUGCUAUCGGUAUCCCCGAUCGGAUCUUCGCGCUAGUCGAUGAAUCCUGCGACGACGAUGAUCUACCUGUCGCUCAACAUAGUGUGGAUUUACUCCACUUAUCCCCGGACGGGGAAGACCUCGCCCUCGAAGCGAGUUUCUUUCAUGCUCAAUGGCGCUUCCUCGUCCGUGGUAUUGCGGAGGGGGACCAUGUCGUCUAUACAGAGAAUGAGGGUGUCCCCGUCGAGGCGGUGCGCACAAACACCAGCGGAAUACACGGACGUGGUGAUACGGUCGACAGGGUUGUUCUCGCUGGCUCGGUCUGUCGAGUCUACAUGCGGACUCAAGUGCAAGUCGGUGGCGCGCCCUAUUUCUUCUCGGCGGAGGAGGUUCUCGCUGAGAUCCGAAACCUGAAAAGACUGUCCCAUGAGCAUAUUGUCUCUGUCUACGCCUCGUAUCUGAAAGACGAUAGUGUCUCCGUGUUGUUCACCGGCGCAACCGCAGAUCGAAACCUACACAGCUUCCUGACAGACGAACCGGUGUCCUUCAAACGGCUGGACAAAGAGCAACGUCGUCAGAUCUUGAUCACUUGGCCGCACUGUCUUGCAUCAGCAGUCUGCUGGCUGCAUGCACGAGGCCACUCCCACGGCGCAAUCCGUCCUUCCAACAUCUUCAUCGAUGAAAACUUCCACAUCUGCCUCGGUCAGUUCCAAGCACUCGACUCCCUCCUAACUCCACCACAUGUCAACGACCUCGAGGCAUACAAUUACUCUGCACCAGAGCGCUGGACUCGUCCCUCGGCUCCAGUCAUCCAAAAGCAACCACAGCCCACGCAAACACUCCAGCCCUCAGGAGGACGUACAAAGCGCAGACAAAGACCAACUCGUCUAGCCCUCUCCCCCUUGAACGAGAACCAACCUCCAUCUGCAGACACAAGACCAAACUCGGCAUCCUCAAAACGAACAGUCAUCCACAUCGGCCUACCAAACUCCCCAUCCCACUUCUCCCUCUCCUUCUCAUCCUCCUCUUCAUCCUCGGGGGCCUCCUCAACGGCCUCCUCGAUCUACACAGACGCAACAGCAACAUCCCCCCAGCCAAAAAAGCACCGCCUAACAUCCUUCUGGCCCCUAAGAAAAAACCCACGGCCUCAAUCAAUAAUCUCAACCUCCACAUCCUCUUCAGCAUCAACAGCACAAUCAUCCUCAAACCAACAAACCCCUUCCCUCUGCCCACCACAAAUCUCCCUCCGCCACUCAAAAUCAACCCAAUCCCUAACCCCAUCCUUCACAACAAUCAUCCCCUCCCAUCCUCCCUCUAAAUCCAACCCCACAUCCCCAAAUGCCCCAGCAGACAUAUUCUCCCUCGCAGCAACAACCCUCGACAUCCUAACAACCCUCCACAAAAGAACCCUCCCCUCCUUCGCCGCCCACCGCAGCGCCCGAAACAGAUCUGCCGGUCGCGGCGGCGGAAUAGCAGAUGCAUCCUUUCACCUCGCGCGGAAUGUCGUUCAGGUUCAAUCGUGGAUUGCAUUGUUAGAGGGCGAUGCGUUGAAACGGUGUCGACGGGAACGACGAUCUGAUAUGGUUUUCUGGGCAGUGCCGAGGAUGCUGAUUGUCAUUCGGGCUAUGCUUGAGGUUGAGGCGGGGAAGAGACCGCUUGCUAGGAGGGGGAAAGGGAAGGAGAGAGGGAAGGAUGGGGAUGGGGAUGGAGAUGGGAAUGGGAACGGAGAUGGGAAUGGGAAUCAUGGGUUGGAAAUUAUUCGGGAGACGCGGCUUGGGGGGAGUGUUGGGUCUGCGGUUCCCGGGGCUUCUGAGUCCGGGUCUGUUUCGGAAUCUGUUUCGGAGUUUGAUUUUGGGUUUGGGGAUGGUGGGAGUGAAAGUGAGAGUAACGUUGAGGAUGGACAUUUGUUUGAUCUUGAUGCUGAGGAAGGGGAUGUGUCGGAGUUUGAAGAGCAUGACAUACGUGUGGACCAGGCCUUGCCUCAGCUGUAUCUACCGGAGUUGGAUAUGAACAUUACUGGGGUAGAAGGAUUGACGUUGAAAUAA
Molecule: messenger RNA, 2220 nt
Organism: Penicillium coprophilum
Lineage: Eukaryota; Fungi; Ascomycota; Eurotiomycetes; Eurotiales; Aspergillaceae
Product: protein kinase domain-containing protein
Exons: 2
Coding region: 1-2220 (739 amino acids)
Biological process (GO): protein phosphorylation
Molecular function (GO): protein kinase activity; ATP binding
Source: RefSeq, a predicted model, not a curated record